Lampris incognitus (smalleye Pacific opah) is the source of this 2605-nucleotide messenger RNA. RefSeq names its product ATPase H+ transporting V1 subunit Ab (gene atp6v1ab). Gene Ontology annotation, cellular component: lysosomal membrane; proton-transporting V-type ATPase, V1 domain. The coding region runs from base 108 to 1961 and encodes 617 amino acids. The record is from RefSeq and is a predicted model, not a curated record. NCBI's taxonomy places the organism in Eukaryota, Metazoa, Chordata, Actinopteri, Lampriformes, Lampridae. Gene Ontology annotation, biological process: ATP metabolic process; proton transmembrane transport. Gene Ontology annotation, molecular function: ATP binding; proton-transporting ATPase activity, rotational mechanism; ATP hydrolysis activity. The transcript has 15 exons.
CACGCAUCGCAUCGCAGCGCAGCAGCAGCAGCGGCUCUCCAUUUCUCUCUUGCGGCGAAGCUACGAGACCGCCGAUCCAUUCGAGAAGUCAGACCUAGCCUGCCAGGAUGGACAUGUCCAAGCUGCCCAAGAUCCGGGAUGAGGACAGAGAGAGCCAGUUUGGAUACGUUCAUGGAGUCUCCGGACCAGUGGUGACGGCGACAGCCAUGGCGGGAGCAGCCAUGUACGAACUGGUUCGUGUCGGUCACAGCGAGCUGGUGGGAGAGAUCAUCAGGUUGGAGGGAGACAUGGCCACCAUCCAGGUCUACGAAGAGACGUCUGGUGUGUCUGUGGGAGAUCCUGUGUUGCGCACAGGGAAGCCACUCUCAGUAGAGCUGGGCCCUGGAAUUAUGGGCUCCAUCUUUGACGGUAUCCAGCGACCCCUAAAGGAUAUCAAUGACAUCACACAAAGCAUCUACAUCCCCCGCGGUGUAAACAUCGGGGCCCUCAACCGAGACCUCAAGUGGGAGUUCACUCCCGGCAAGAGCCUGCGGGCUGGCAGUCAUAUCACAGGAGGCGAUAUCUAUGGGAUGGUGUUUGAGAACUCCCUCAUCAGGCACAAGAUCAUGUUGCCCCCAAGAAACCGGGGGACCGUGACCUAUGUGGCGCCGCCUGGAAACUAUGAUGUCUCUGACGUGGUGAUGGAACUUGAAUUUGAAGGGGUGAAGGAGCAGUUCACCAUGGUGCAGGUGUGGCCUGUGAGACAGGUGCGUCCCGUCACAGAGAAACUGCCCGCCAAUCAUCCGCUGCUGACCGGACAGAGAGUGCUGGACGCCCUCUUUCCGUGUGUACAGGGAGGAACCACAGCCAUUCCAGGGGCCUUCGGCUGUGGUAAAACCGUCAUCUCCCAGUCUCUGUCCAAAUACUCCAACAGCGAUGUGAUCAUCUAUGUGGGCUGUGGAGAGCGUGGAAACGAGAUGUCAGAAGUACUGCGAGACUUCCCUGAGCUGACCAUGGAGGUUGAUGGGAAGAUUGAGAGUAUCAUGAAGAGAACAGCCCUGGUAGCCAAUACCUCCAACAUGCCUGUGGCUGCCAGAGAAGCCUCUAUCUACACAGGUAUCACACUGUCUGAGUACUUCAGAGAUAUGGGAUACAACGUUAGCAUGAUGGCCGACUCCACUUCCCGUUGGGCUGAAGCUCUCAGGGAGAUCUCUGGCCGUCUGGCUGAGAUGCCUGCUGACAGCGGUUACCCUGCAUACCUGGGGGCCCGUCUGGCUUCCUUCUAUGAGCGUGCCGGAAGAGUCAAGUGUCUGGGAAACCCUGAGCGAGAGGGCAGCGUCAGUAUCGUCGGAGCUGUGUCACCUCCUGGUGGUGACUUCUCUGACCCCGUGACUUCCGCCACCCUGGGUAUCGUACAGGUGUUCUGGGGUCUUGAUAAGAAGCUGGCUCAGAGGAAGCACUUCCCUUCCGUCAACUGGCUGAUCAGCUACAGCAAGUACACCCGGGCGCUGGACGAGUACUACGACAAACACUUCCCCGAGUUUGUGCCUCUGCGCACCAAGGCCAAGGAGAUCCUGCAGGAAGAGGAGGACCUGGCUGAGAUCGUGCAGCUCGUCGGAAAGGCAUCGCUGGCAGAAACUGAUAAGAUCACCCUGGAGGUGGCCAAGCUUAUCAAAGAUGACUUCUUGCAACAGAACGGUUAUACUCCAUAUGACAGGUUCUGUCCCUUCUAUAAGACGGUGGGCGUCCUGUCCAACAUGAUAUCCUUUUAUGACAUGGCACGGCACGCGGUGGAGACCACGGCUCAGAGCGACAACAAGAUCACCUGGGCUAUGAUCAAGGAGCACAUGGGGGAGAUCCUGUACAGGAUCAGCUCUAUGAAAUUCAAGGACCCAGUGAAGGAUGGUGAGGCUAAGAUCAAGGCGGAGUACGCCCAGCUGUUGGAGGACAUGCAGAACUCCUUCCGCACCCUGGAGGAAUAAGGCCAUCACCCCCGCCUCCACUUUUCAUCUCCUACCCUUCCACUACAGAAUCACAUUCCACCACCUAGUAUUCCCAAUACCUGUGCCCCGUGUGUAUGUGUGUGUGUGUGUGUGUGUGUGUAUGUGUGUGUGUGUGUGUGUGUGUGUGUCAUUCAAUCAAGAGGGAAAAGAGAAAAGAUGUACUGUAUUAGUUGUUUGUUGCCUUAUGUAGGCGUAACUCUGGAGCCUCUGCAUGGUCAUUGAUCUUGGGAGUGUCUCGUUUGCGUGUUUAUGCAGGCGAGGUCUCCUCGCUCUCUCUGCUUUUUCUUGCUCUGUUUACAUGAUUUCUGUCUAGCUGUGUUGGUCGACCCUGAAGACUUGAGUCGACGUCAUUGUCAUUCAUAGGCCGUUUGUACAGAAGAGUAUUGAGGAUAAAUUUAUCAAGAGCAAUCACUAUUUAUUGCCAGCAUUUUGACGUGAACGCUGUGUUGUUGUUGAUGAUGAUGAUAACGACGAUGAUGCGGUUUCUGUUGUUUUUAUGACUAUGUGUUCAAGCUGUGCUGUGUCGUGUACUCGCUGUGUGAAUGUGUUAAGAGUCGGGACUCCGGCACUCAGCUGUCCAAUAAUUAACGUGACGUGACUUCCAAAGAAUAAAAUGUGGAGAA